GCGGCUUGCCACCUGUACAGUGGCAAGAUCGCAGCAGAUAUGUAAAGCCGACCACACAUUUCUUCAAAUAAAGCCUUGGCGACGUAUCUCAGGUCUACUAGAUGUCAACUGCUAGACAGAUAUAUCAGAGAACUAGCUGACCCAGGCAUUGGUCGAUUUCGCAAGACAUUACCAGCGGCGUCGGAGCGCAAAGGAGGAGAGAGGCAGCAGCAGCAUCAGUAAUCAGACUAUAGGACGCUCUACCUCCUCAGCUCCCUCCCAACCGCACGGCUAAGGCGGAUUCAACUGCAGCACUUGGGGGAACGUAUCGCUGGAUGUGGGUGAAGACUGUGUGAAUGCGCGUGUGGGAUAGCGAGAUCUGCUCAUCCUAACCCUAUGCGCCUUAAGAACGCUUUCCAAUCUGGCGGGUUCAGGACCGAGGCAGGUGUAGCGGCGAGGGCGCAUCCAUGAGCGUCUUCUCCCGGGACGGCAUGUUUUUAAUUUAACCGGAUUUGUUGAACAGACUGGGGAAGAGGAAAGGCGAGUUCGGAAGUUUUGAUGCAUAUGAUCACAACCACCAUGAUUUUUAUGAUUCUCGGUGCUUCAGUUGUCAUGUGGUCACAGUACCAGGUCAUGUAGCGGUUGCUGUGUUCCAAUACUGCUUGUCAUGUCCCGGUUGACUCGAAUGGUUCUUUGCAGGCGAUAGCGUGUUUAAUGGACAUGAACGCACUCCUGGACCGCUUUCACAACUACAUCUUACCGCAUUUACGAGGGGAAGACCGCGUCUGUCAUUGCAACUGUGGAAGGCAUCAUGUCCACUACGUAAUUCCAUAUGAUGGAGACCAUUCGCUCGUGGACUCAUCUGAGAAUUACUUUGUGAGUGACAGUGUGACCAAACAGGAGAUGGACCUCAUGCUGGGGCUGUUGCUGGGCUUCUGUAUCAGCUGGCUGUUGUUGUGGCUGGAUGGAGCUUUGCACUGUGCUGUGAGGGCCUGGAGAGCCAGUCGCUAUUAUGAUACCCCUUCCUGGUCGUGGUUGCCACAGUUCUGCAACCUUCGGGACCUCCGUAGACGCGCACAGCUUCGGCAACUGGAGGAUUCCAGCGGAAACAUGGUUCACAUCAAGCAGAAGCUCUACCACAAUGGCCAUCCCAGCCCCCGUCACCUCUGACUUUAACAGCAGUUUUCCUAAAACUGCUCCAUUACCAGCUGCUGCCUCAGAGACCCACUUUAAUCGUUCCACUACAUCUUUUAGACCUUCAAGAACCACUCAAGUAUUUGCUAAAAGAAGAAAGAACACUAUACGCUGACCCGUUUCCACCUUCGCCACAUUUGGCGGAUGAUUUAGAAAGGUUUUUUUCUGUACAGGCAUUUUAUUUUCAAUUGCUGAUUCUAGGCAUGCACUUUUAGAAUGGGGGAGGAUGCAAGAAAUGGUUUUAUGAGACAACAAUGGGAGUCAAUUCAUGUUUAUUCCUUGCUUUCCCCUCCACCUUUUUUAGCUUUUUCAUCAGGGUAUGACUUUUUGGGAGGGGGGGUGAUAAGCGGUUGGGAGGGCGGAGGUCAUGGUUUUGUGAUAGUAUAGUUAGAGUUAAUGAUCAUGUAAAUAGUUAUACAUUUUGUUUUAUGGGAUUUAAAUGGACACGGGAGUAGGAGGUAACUGUAUAAAAAGAGGGGAAAACAUAAAGAGGAAAGAAUUUUGAAUGCAGAUGUUAUAUGUGAACUUUUUGGAUGGAUGAAAAAGAGAUCACUCUAAAAAAAUUGGUUAGCUUUGUUACUAUGUGAAAUAAAUGAAUGUAUUCAUUUUAUCUGUAAAUAAAGGAGAGUGCAGGAAUGUUGAAAUGGGCGGUCAGGGCUCUUUUUGCUGUUUUGAACGUCAUGUGUGAGAGAGCCGCUAGCACUUUCCUUGUCUUCCCUACACUGUGUCCAAUAGCCCUUCCAGGUCUGCGUUUAAACUUCUCCAUACUCAAACAAGAACAACCAGCCUGCCAGCACAGAGAGCCCUGACCCAAUUUUCUCUUCCUCUUUAUGUCCAGACAUUGCUGUUGUGAAGAUAAAAUGUCUGUUUUAUUAAAAGUGCCAUUGAAGCACAACAGUGACCCCUA
Pimephales promelas (fathead minnow) is the source of this 2080-nucleotide messenger RNA. RefSeq names its product transmembrane protein 240a (gene tmem240a). Lineage: Eukaryota; Metazoa; Chordata; Actinopteri; Cypriniformes; Leuciscidae. The record is from RefSeq and is a predicted model, not a curated record.